CAAACUGCUGGUCGCGCACACAGAAGGACACCGACAUGAACUCAUCUGAAGGAAACUGUGAGAUCAUGUUAGUAUCAGGAUAACCGGCACAGUAACAGUUAAUGUCUCUCUUUAAAAAACGGUUUAGGUUCAUUUAAUAACAUGACGUCUAAAACAGCGGCGGCGGCGGGCUGUUUAACGUGGAGGGUUUUCAGUCCUUUCAGCCUCCGCGCUGCAUGCAGCUCACCAGCAGUCAAUAGUCGACAGUGCAGCUCCAAACUGGCAACCCAGCAGGACAAAAAACCAAAGAGAUCUCCCCUCAGACCUGCGGCCAGCUCCACGCACGACUGGAUCGGGCCUCCGAACCCUCUCUCCAACCUGCGGCCAAUCGUUUACCGCGUCCCCGAGAACGAAUCGGAGCUGGAGAAACGUCUGAGACACCUGAGGCAGGAGACGGAGGACUGGAACCACGACUUCUGGACCAAACAGAACAUCAGCUUCAGCAAGGAGAAAGAGGCUUUCAUCAUUUCACAGCUGAAGGCAAAAGGCUUGACUGUGCGUGACGAGCAAGGACGAAGGCGGACUCUGAACAGCGAAGAGAUGGCCGUGUUUUACAAAAGCUUCCUGGACACAAACAGAAUACGACAUGCAAAUUAUAACAAGGAAUGGUACCGACGUAACUUCACCAUCACGUUGCUCAUGGCCCGAGUCGCCCUAAAGAACAUGUGGAGGACCAUUUCUGAAAGACAAAACAGCAAGAAAGACAACACCCCUCCCACCUGAUGAGAAAUAAAAUACUCACCUGCCUUCCCAC
Molecule: messenger RNA, 793 nt
Organism: Plectropomus leopardus (leopard coralgrouper)
Lineage: Eukaryota; Metazoa; Chordata; Actinopteri; Perciformes; Serranidae
Gene: coa8
Product: cytochrome c oxidase assembly factor 8
Biological process (GO): intrinsic apoptotic signaling pathway
Cellular component (GO): mitochondrion
Source: RefSeq, a predicted model, not a curated record